AUGAGUGCGCGAAAACAAAUUGGUAGAAUAACUUACAAACUGGGUAAAAGUUGGGAUUGGGACAAGUACAAAGGCGGUCAUAUUUAUGGAGUUCCUCUAGGUGGAACAAUUGUACAACAACCUUUUGCUAUUGGAGUACGGGAGGAUCUGGUCAAAAAGGCAGUUUUACUUGCCAUUGCUCGUGAUGGUGAUAGUGGUGGAGGUGUCCGAGCAAUCAUAGUUAGUCAUGUUCAAUUUCUAAAUACAAGAGGAGGGAGUGACCAAGAAUUUCUACCCAGGCACGAUGAACUGGAGGCUCGUAACUCGUUGCUUAACAUUCUUGGUGCCCCAGAGCCAAUGAACAUAUGA
This is a messenger RNA of Medicago truncatula (barrel medic), 348 nucleotides long. RefSeq names its product proteasome subunit beta type-6. The coding region runs from base 1 to 348 and encodes 115 amino acids. The record is from RefSeq and is a predicted model, not a curated record. The transcript has 3 exons. Lineage: Eukaryota; Viridiplantae; Streptophyta; Magnoliopsida; Fabales; Fabaceae.